AUGAUAAAAUCUAUUAUACAGUGUCCAAUUAAUAUUAUAGUAUCAUCUUAUCGUAAUUUAGCAUCAUUAGUAAAACACCAAAAUUUAGAUUUUCUUGAUAAAUAUGAUCCACAACAAGUAUCAUUACUUUAUGAACCAUUAAUGAUUGUUGAUCAAAAUGAUCGUAUUAUUGGUCAAACAACAAAAAAAGAUGCACAUCUUUUAUCAAAUAUUGAAAGUGAACAAUCAUUAAUUCAUCGAGCAUUUUCAUUUUUUUUAUUUGAUAAUUCAACAUUUCCAUCACGUCUUAUAUUACAACAACGUUCAUCAGAAAAAAUAACAUAUCCAUUAUUAUGGGCAAAUACAUGUUGUAGUCAUCCAUUAUAUAAUGAUAUUGAAAUAAAUGGUAUUAAUGGUGUUAAACAUGCUGUUAUACGUCGAAUUAAAUAUGAACUUGGUUAUGAAUAUGAUUUAGAGUUAAUUUAUUUAACACGAAUUUUUUAUCAAGCAAGAAAUAUUCCUGAUGAUGGAAUAUUUGGUGAAAGUGAAAUUGAUUAUAUUAUUAUUGCAAAACAUAAACAAAAUUCUCAACUUAAUUUAUUAAAUGAUUUUAAAAUAAAUAAAAAUGAAGUAAAACAUAUAAAAGCGAUGACAUUAAAGGAAUGUGAAGAUCUUGUUGAACAAGGUGUAACAACACCAUGGUUUACAAGAAUUGUACGUGAAGGUUUAUUAGCUAAAUGGUGGUCAGCUUUUGAUAGACAAGAACUAAAUAAAGAUUCUCAAGCGUCAGACGAAAUUAUUCGAUUGUGA
Molecule: messenger RNA, 789 nt
Organism: Rotaria sordida
Lineage: Eukaryota; Metazoa; Rotifera; Eurotatoria; Philodinida; Philodinidae
Source: the annotation of a GenBank genome assembly